AUAAGGACUGUUGUUGUGAGUAAAUCCUUCCUUUAUACACAAGUUCUGCUAAGCUGUGGGGAGUUUUAAAAACCCAUUGAAAAGACUGCACACGUGAAGAAGAGUUUAUUGGGAAAACUUGUAACAGGAAAUUAAGAAACAUGUCUGCCGGAGUUCAAGUCAGUGAGGAGGUUUCUGGGGUAAAGAAGGAGGAAGUGUAUGAGGCAGCAAAGAAGAUGAUGGGGAGGGAAUUUCAGCAUGUGCUGGCAUCCCUCCUCCAAAUCCUCCCCGACUACGAAGAAAUUCUGGUAAAACAUAUUAGAUUUUAUUCACCUGUUAGUUUCAAAUGUCUGAUUAUAUUGCAAAUCUUAGCUACGCAUUAUUGCACGAGGAACUUGCUAUAGAACUAAUUCUUAACGCAGACUCCUUAAUAUGGACAAUAUGUAUUAAAUAUCAAUACACGUUGUAAUUGACAAUAUAGAGUGUAAAAUAUUUGUCUCAGAAUUCAAAUCUCUUUACUGUCAGCUGUAAAAAUAGUCACUGAUGUCCUAAAUGUAUGGUAUAUCAUGUUAAUUUCACUACUGUGUAUAAAAUCUCAUAAAACAUGACAUUUCAAUAUGUCACAUUUGCAGGUCACCUGUCAUAUUUAUGUAAAAUCAUUUUGGCAAAAUGCCAUUAUUCAUGGGUUCUGAGAAUUGUGAGCACUUGUUGUACAUCAUUCUUCUAGUCCAAAUCUUUAAUUCUCAUAUAAUGGUUGUCAGAAAACGUGUAGAAAAGUGGAUUUUAGUAAGACAACAUGUGUUUGUUUACUGUGUACGUCAGAAGUUUGGUGUGUCAGUCACCUUGAAUUUGAUUGGCUGAUGCAAUGGGUGUGUUCUGAAAGACGAUUUCUAUAGCAAGGCAGAAUAUUGAUAAUAAACAAAGUCAAUUUAAAUAUUUGCAAAAUUCUGAAAUGAAAUUUGACAUAGUUCUUUAUGUAUAAUGAGAUGAAUAUAACAUAUAAUAUAUAUAUAUAUAUAUGUAAGUAAUAGAUGCCCAUCAAUUUUUAUGAAAUAGAUAUUUUGCAAUGUUUUUUAUGAAAAUUGCAUGCUGUUGUUAGAGGCUUUCAAAGCAUGGAGGUGGUUGACCUUUUUCAUGAAUUAAUUGCCUUUUCUGAAGUGUUUUUAUUAUCGGGUAUAUGUAGUACAUAAGAUGAGAUUGAAGAUAUGAUAUUACAUCAAGAAUCUUUUAUGAUCGUGAUUCUGAUGAUUAAGGCAAAAUAAAAUUUCUCAGUGUCGUGUAGCAUGCAAUAUAAGUUAAACUUGGGGGAGAAAGUGUUGGCGUCAUGAAAUAUGAUUAAAGAUGCUUGGGAAUUUGAUAAGCAAUAUAGACUUAUGUAUUUGACAUUCUUGAAAGUUUUGAUUGAUGUUUGCGUGAUUUCAUAAAGUUGUAAAAUUUAUAAUAAGGAUAUUAUUUUGUUAACAACUAUGUGCAAACUUAAUAGUAACACGAAUUAUUGACGUAAUAAGUCAAUUAAACGGGGGUGGACGAUCAGAUCGUAGCUGAAUGAUGUGAACUCACAGGAUAUUAUGUUUCCUGUUUACAUCAAAUCCCGAAACUUAGAUUUACAUUGUUUACACACAUGUGCUGCUGAAAAGUAUGAAAUUCUCAGUUUUUGUUUUAAAUCUUGAAUCUAUGGAUAAUUAAUGAAACUUGACUGCAAAUUGUCAAUAUUUUAAAUCAACAAUUAAGGAACAGCAUUCUACUUGGCUGACUGGUUUUGACUAACUUUGAGUUACGUCAUUCAGGAUUUUCCUUAAACUUUAAAACUUUGUGAAGUGUAUUACGAAAAAGAAACGGGGUGUGUUUGGUGCAGUUUCAGACACUCUUGCACAUUUUCAGUUGUGUUUGUAAAAUUUACAAACAUUGAACAUGGAUUCAUUUUCUUAAUAACCAGGAAGUGAUGCAGAAAGUGACAAGAUAGCAAAAUUUCACUCGUGACUAGUUUUGAACUUUGAACUUUUUCAAAAGGCAGGAAUGCCAGGAACAGAAGAUAUCCCCAAACGAACAUCUUCCAAACGGACUCGCACGGUAGAAAACCUUGUUCGGCCAUUCAUUCUCAAAGAUGAAGACUACAAACGUCUCAUGGAUAUCAUGUUGCAAGAGUUCAACAAGGGACUGGGCAAAGAGACGAACCCCACAGCAAAGGUCAAAAUGUUCCCCACCUAUGUCAGGGAUGUUCCUGAUGGUUCAGAGGAUGGAGAUUACCUAGCACUCGACCUGGGCGGGACAAAUUUCCGUGUCCUCCUCAUUAACCUCAAUGGUCAGGAAGUUACCAUGGAGAGUAAAAUCUACCUAAUUCCCCAGCACAUCAUGACUGGCACCGGUGAACAAUUAUUUGACCACAUUGCAGAAUGUAUCCACAAAUUCAUGACAAAUCACAAUCUGCUGGAUAAGAAGAUCCCCCUGGGUUUUACGUUUUCCUUCCCUUGUAAACAGAUGGGUUUGAACCACGCCGUUUUGACGCAGUGGACGAAGGGAUUCAAGUGUGAAGGAGUGGAGGGAGAAGACGUGGUCAGACUUCUUCAUGAAGCCAUCAAACGGAGAGGGGAUAUUGACGUUGAAUGCCUAGCUGUGAUAAAUGAUACUGUGGGGGCGCUGAUGUCGUGUGCGCACAGUGACAGAGAAUGUGCAAUAGGUCUUAUAUUGGGAACAGGAACUAAUGCCUGUUACAUAGAGAGACUAGAAAAUGUGGAAUUGUGGGAUGCUGACAAUGAUGAGCCCAAACAGGUUAUGAUUAAUACUGAGUGGGGGGCCCUAGGAGAUGACGGUAGUCUAGACUUCGUCAAAACGGAAUACGACAGGCAGGUGGACAAACACUCCAUUAACCCUGGCAGACAAACGUAUGAAAAAAUGAUCUCUGGUAUGUACAUGGGAGAAAUUGUCAGACUGGCUCUGGAGAAACUACGAAAAAAUGGACUUUUGUUUAAUGGGAAGGGAUCAGAAGAAUUGUCCACCAGAGGGCGCUUUUACACCAAAUAUGUUUCAGAAAUUGAAAGUGAUGUUGAUGAUCACUUCAAGAAUACCAAACAAGUGUUUGACGAGUUAGGUCUAGAGAAAUAUUCAGAUGAGGAUUGUAGAAUUACGCAGUAUGUCUGCUCUCUGGUGUCAACAAGAGCUGCUUUCUUAGCAUCAGCAGGUAUUGCUACUCUUUUGAACAAAAUGGGUCGACCAGAUGCGACGGUUGGCGUUGAUGGGUCUCUGUACCGUUUCCAUCCCCACUUCCAUGACCUCAUGAUGGAAAAGACUGAACAACUCCUCUCACCGGGAAUUAAGUUCAAGCUUAUGUUGUCACAUGACGGAAGUGGAAAAGGUGCUGCCAUUGUAACGGCUGUCGCUAACCGACUACGAGAUUCUGGUAAAAGCAGUAUAGGAGAAAACGCAGUAGAAAACUAAAGAUUACAUUUCUGUUCCAUUGAAAACACCAAAAAAUCAAACUCGACUACAAAUUUCAGUGGAAUCAUGUUCCCCACAAAUGGUAGAGCUGGAUGCAGUUGUAGAAUGCUUCCUGCAUCAGAAAUUUUAAAAGAUCUUCGUUCAUAGUAAUUGUCUGGGCGUACACUUGCUUUCAUUUAUGGUUUUAAGAACUCUAAGGUAUCCGUUUAAAGUGAUUGUUGGAACUGUGUGAGACUUAAUGGCUGAUAAAAAAAAGCAAUAUCUUUUUAUUGCAUUUGGACGUGGUAGCUAUUUUAUGGAAAUGCACUCUAUGCUCAGAGAUCUCAUAUGAUAUGCAUAAAUGAAUGCAUUGCUUGCUAUGAAAGGAGAUGUACACGAAAUAUAUCGGGAUAAAGUGUAAUUUUACUCUGUUUCAGUGAAUGAACAGACAGCCAAAUAGUACAUCCAAAUUAAAUCUUAACAGUUUGUUUCCAUUUUUAUCCAUAAAAUUGAUUUAUUUAUACAAUGUUGUUUUAUCAUUUUCUAUUGCUAUACAUAUAUUUUAUGACGAAAAGAUGUACAUUAGCAGCUUUUAGUUUAGAUUAAAAUAUUGUAUGUAUUUAAAAUAAAUGAAAGAAUGAGGUGCAAGUACUUACAACAAUAGAAUGGUGAAAGAAAGAGAGAGGGUUUACAGUUUUGGAUACAAAAAGUUAUAUGCACUAAAUGUACCAAGACUUCCGUGUCUAGAGAAUAAGGAAAGAACUUCCAUUAUGUUUGAAACCUCCAUUGCACUCUGCUUUUAGUUAAUGAUAAGAAAAUCACACAGUUCACAUUGCUUUGCCAUAUUUUAAAGAUGGACAUUACAGAGAGUAGUUUGGUAUGUUUAAUCUACCUCCAUGUUUGCCCUUCUCCCUGAAUGACAUAAAUUAAAAAAAUAAACAAAAAAAUGGACUAGUUUAAUAUUGGGCUUUAGUGAGUUCAUCUCCUCUGUAGCUGGUUUGCUUUUUUUCUUUGUCAAUCAUUCAAGAGAGUAUCAUGGUGUUGAUUAAAUUUUCAUUUUAAAAACACCAAUCUUGAGCAUUUUGUCAUAAUAUAUUGAUCAACACCAAGUACCGUAAUGCAUCUUACUGGAAGAGCUUAAUCUCAAUCUGGGGCAUUAAACUUUGUAAAUAUUUUUGGGGGGAAAUGAGUUGGGAAUUUUAUUUUUGUUAAUAUAGAAAACCUAAAAUUGUGAUAGAUAAAAUGUACAGCUGCUUUGUAACGCGGGCCCUCAGAAUGUCUGAUUACCAUAAAUACGUGUAAUGUUUAGGGUACCAGUAGUUUUGGAGCCGGUGCUUUGUAUUUAAAACUGGAGUUACAUACAAUACAAUCUCUUUUUAUGACAUAUUUAAUGUAAUUAUUGAAACUGAUUUAACCUUGCAAUUAUCCCUCUCAGCAGAAAAAAGAAAACAGACCUUGAUCCACCUCGAUUUUCCACAUAAGCCUCUUCUGUGUUCAUUUGUUUGAGUCAUCAUAAAAAGAUGACAUUUGUUAUAAUUUGUAUACAUGCUGUGUAAAAUUAAACAGAAAAACUGAAUCUCA
Ostrea edulis (European flat oyster) is the source of this 4974-nucleotide messenger RNA. RefSeq names its product hexokinase-2-like. The record is from RefSeq and is a predicted model, not a curated record. Bases 1996 to 3414 code for a protein of 472 amino acids. Gene Ontology annotation, cellular component: cytosol; mitochondrion. Gene Ontology annotation, molecular function: fructokinase activity; mannokinase activity; D-glucose binding. NCBI's taxonomy places the organism in Eukaryota, Metazoa, Mollusca, Bivalvia, Ostreida, Ostreidae. The transcript is spliced from 11 exons. Gene Ontology annotation, biological process: glycolytic process; intracellular glucose homeostasis; glucose 6-phosphate metabolic process.